AUGCUGGCACUGUGCCGAAGGCGACCUGCUCGACCAGUCACUCGCUUGUCCAAGCGGCGACUCAUGCACAGUACCGGACACAACAUCGUCACCGUGGGCAUUGAAGACAAGUUUUGGAAGUACCUCUCCGAUCUGUACACAACCCUCAUUGACAUCAAGUGGAGGUGGAAUAUCUUGAUCUUCGUUAGUGGGUUCGUUGUCACAUGGCUGCUCUUUGCAUGCAUGUACUACGCCCUGAGCUACCUCCACGGAGACUUCGACGAGCAGAGCGCCGACUUCGUACCCUGCAUCCUUAACGUGAAGACCUUCACCGCCGCCUACCUGUUCUCCAUCGAAACUAUGAUGACCAUUGGCUACGGCAUUCGGGUGCAGACGGAGUCCUGCCCGGGGUUGUAUCUGACUGUGAUGUUGCAGUCUAUUGUUGGGGCAGGGUUGCAGUUUAUGCUGGCAAGCAUUGUCGUAUCCAAAACCAGGAGAGCAAAGCGACGAAGCGAGACGAUUCUGUUCAGCAACCAGGUGUGUAUCUACGAGCAGGACUGCAAGCUGCAUCUGGCCGUGAGGGUGGGCGACAUGCGCAAGGCGGAUAUUGCUGGCGCGCAUGCUCAAGGCUACUUGGUCAAAAAGUACAGAUCACAAGAUGCUUCGUUCCUGUUCGUUCCUAUCCUGGUUAAUUUCAAAGGUGAAAGCGGGCGGGACCUAAUCUUCUUCCCAUGGCCAACUCAGAUUUUACAUUUAGUGGACGAAGAUUCACCCCUGUGGUCAUUGUCCAGGGAUGAGCUUCUUAAAGGUAGAUUUGAACUGAUUGUGGUGAUUGAUGGAGUCAGUGGAGCCACAAGCCGCCCCUUCCAGGCCAGGAAAUCAUACCAUACAUGUGAGAUGAAGUGGGGCCACAGGUUUGAUAACCUUAAUCUGAGCUACGGCUGGGGUGGCAGUUACUUGAUGGACUUAUCAACAUUUGACAACACAGUGCCAACAUCAGCGCCCCUGUGUAGCGCUCGAGACAUCACUCACCUCAGAGAAAUGUACAAGGCCACACAUCCUGAGCCAAGCUUGCCAACCCAGCAUAACUCCACCACCAGUCAUUCCAGUCAGCUACAAAGCACAUCAACCGCAUCUGACAUCCAAGUUUUCUCUGAGGCAGAUAGCAUAUCCGUAGAACCUGGAAACCAUCUAAAUACUCCCGUGACGGUACCGAGAAGCCAAAGGUCAAAGAGUGUGGAAGAGAGAAUCCCACCGCCGCCGAACAUUGAAAGGCAACGAAGAUGCUCCUUGGGAGACAUGAUUCGAGCUUCUCAAGGAGAUAAAGGUGUGAAACAAAGCCAGUAUGUUGACGCAUUGAAUAUCUACAGGCACCGGAGAAGUGUAACUGAUACUUAUCUGGGGGAAGAAAUAACAGAAGAAGGUGAUGAAGUUUACGACAGCAAUCAAGCCAUUUUAUCGGUUGUUUCUCGAAGAUCUGCCGAAAAACGAAUCGACUCAAGGGAUCCUUCAAGCGACGUCGAAGCUCAGUUCAACUGCUCUUCGGUAGAGAGACAGAAAAUAGAACAGAAGAGGAACCAGAAUAUGACACCAUUCAGACAGUUUUGA
Candidula unifasciata is the source of this 1587-nucleotide messenger RNA. The record is from the annotation of a GenBank genome assembly. Lineage: Eukaryota; Metazoa; Mollusca; Gastropoda; Stylommatophora; Geomitridae.